AUGCAGGGCGGGGGAAACGUCCCCACCGCUGACAACGUUGAGUACGCAAUUUCGCGUGUGGACGAUCUCGUCAACUGGGCGCGCAAAGGUUCGCUCUGGCCCAUGACGUUUGGACUCGCCUGCUGCGCCGUGGAAAUGAUGCACGCCGCCGCCUCGCGAUACGACAUGGAGCGGUUCGGGAUGGUCUUUCGGGCCUCGCCGCGCCAGUCCGAUGUCAUGAUUGUGGCCGGAACAUUGACCAACAAAAUGGCCCCGGCCCUGCGCAAAGUAUACGACCAAAUGCCGGAACCGCGCUGGGUUGUCUCCAUGGGGAGUUGCGCCAAUGGCGGAGGCUACUACCAUUACAGUUACUCCGUAGUGCGAGGCUGUGAUCGUAUCGUCCCCGUUGACAUUUACGUCCCGGGAUGCCCUCCCACCGCCGAAGCCCUUCUUUACGGACUCAUUCAGCUGCAGAAGAAGGUCAAGGGCAACAAGGGUCUCCUACUGCGUUUGCGCAAAUAG
Messenger RNA from Phaeodactylum tricornutum CCAP 1055/1, 501 nucleotides. RefSeq lists its product with no specific name. Lineage: Eukaryota; Bacillariophyta; Bacillariophyceae; Surirellales; Neidiaceae. Gene Ontology annotation, biological process: mitochondrial respiratory chain complex I assembly; electron transport coupled proton transport; aerobic respiration. The coding region runs from base 1 to 501 and encodes 166 amino acids. The record is from RefSeq and is a predicted model, not a curated record. Gene Ontology annotation, molecular function: 4 iron, 4 sulfur cluster binding; quinone binding; NADH dehydrogenase (ubiquinone) activity. The transcript has a single exon.